AUGACUUACGAUCGCCCUGAGUUUAUCAGAGAUGAGUCAGCUAUGUUAUCCAGAUUUGAUGCCCUGACUAAAUCAGGCCUUGUUCUGUACGAUGAAAACCAGAAAAUUGUUGAGCACACUGAUGGAGACUUGAAGUUCCAUUUUGUUCUCACCAACGCUCUUGUCAAGAAGCCGACCUUAUCUACACCAGAACCGCAAUCUGUACCCACAAGUGGCUUGCCACACGACAGACAGCUACUACCGGGUAGCGACAUCAAUACAACCGGCUUCGAGAUGGGCGGAAGCGUAGACAGCACUCACUUUCUUAUUGCCAACAAGUUUUGUUUCUCGCGACCCCACCUCAUGAUGCUCACUCGCGAUGGGUAUCGCAGACAAUACGAGCCUCUGGGCCAGAAGGACUUUGAUGCUGCGUGGAGCAGUCUGGAGUCCUUGAAUGAUGUAACAACGGACUAUGUUGUCUUCUUCAACUGCGGAAAAGCUGGUGGAUGCAGUAGAUUGCACAAGCAUUUACAGCUGAUGCCUCUUCCCGCCAGCGGUUUUGCCGUCGACUUUCUCGAUUCAAACAGCACCGAGAAACCGAAACUACCUUUCGAAUGGUUCUACCACAGGUUCAAAGACAAUACCACAGCACGUUCAGAUGGGACCGGGAUUUAUUUACAGCUUCUACAGCAGGCGACGGAAGCUUGGAAGGCUAGUACAGGAAAGAAUGUGCCAGAGGGACAAGCGUGCCCGCAUAAUGUGGCUUUCACAUCCCGCUGGAUAGUGGUCAUCCCUCGUCGCAGUGCGGCUGUCAACAAAGAGGCCGGUGUGAAUUCUUUGGGAAUGUUGGGGGUGAUUGCCGUAGCUACAGAGAAAGAGAUUGAGAAUUGGUUAAAGCUUGGGCUGACAAAUUCCCUCAGAGAACUUGGAGUUCCGAGGAACAAGGGUUUAAUGCCAGGGAGAUAA
This is a messenger RNA of Fusarium venenatum, 945 nucleotides long. RefSeq lists its product as uncharacterized. Lineage: Eukaryota; Fungi; Ascomycota; Sordariomycetes; Hypocreales; Nectriaceae. Gene Ontology annotation, molecular function: ATP:ADP adenylyltransferase activity; ATP binding. Gene Ontology annotation, biological process: nucleotide metabolic process. The record is from RefSeq and is a predicted model, not a curated record.